AUGUCCGCAAUCAACUCAGAAACUUUCCGCGCCGGGACAUUCGACUUCUACAUUGGCCCCGACGAGAUUCAGUUCAGCUUGUACAGAAACCUUGUUUCUCGCUAUUCCGAGCCCCUCGACCGGAUGAUGGCGAAUGGAAUGAAGGAGUCUCGAGAAGGCAAAGCGUUCUUGAAGGAUGUCGAUCCCGACACAUUCUGUCGAUUUGCGGAGUUCAUCCACUCAGGCAACUACAGUGCUGCUGCUCCGGUCGAAGUGCCGUUAACACCUGAGGACGACGACAUUCUCCCCGAGGAACCUACUUCACCACUGACUGAUCAUGAGCCGGAGCCCAUCCCUGAGGACGUCCCUGAGCCAAUACCUGUUGAGGAACCUAUAGUUCAGGAUGGAUUUAGUUGGGGAGCGCAUUGGUCCCAGAGAGGCAAGAAGAAAAAGAAGAAAACGAAGGUCCAGGUCACAGCGCCGCCGCCACCGCUGCCCUUUCCGGUUGAUUCAGCACCCGGCCUGAACCAAUUGCCGACCAUGAGCUACGCUCAGACAUUUACCUGCCACGUCUCCGUAUACCACUUCGCCGAGUUCUACCUCGUUUUAGGGCUAAAAGAGCUGGCCAGACAGAAGCUUUCAGAGGCUUUGAACAUCUUUGAGUGUUUUCCUGAACGCACUGGAGAUAUCUGUCACGUCGUGCGGGUGGUGUAUAAUCAUGAAGAUGGAAAUACUCAUCCGUCACCGCUGCAUGAAAUUGUAUCAGACUAUGCGACGAACAACUUCAAAGUGCUCACAGCAUCGAGACGCUUCAAUGAUCUGCUCGCGGAAGGAGGAUUGUUUCCGCCCGACGUCUGUAGGAAGGUAGCGCGUCUUCUGAAUUGA
Molecule: messenger RNA, 864 nt
Organism: Lasiodiplodia theobromae
Lineage: Eukaryota; Fungi; Ascomycota; Dothideomycetes; Botryosphaeriales; Botryosphaeriaceae
Exons: 2
Coding region: 1-864 (287 amino acids)
Molecular function (GO): protein binding
Source: RefSeq, a predicted model, not a curated record